This is a messenger RNA of Trematomus bernacchii (emerald rockcod), 4552 nucleotides long. RefSeq names its product NGFI-A binding protein 2 (EGR1 binding protein 2) (gene nab2). Gene Ontology annotation, cellular component: nucleus. Bases 243 to 1715 code for a protein of 490 amino acids. The record is from RefSeq and is a predicted model, not a curated record. Gene Ontology annotation, molecular function: transcription coregulator activity; transcription factor binding. The transcript has 8 exons. Gene Ontology annotation, biological process: negative regulation of DNA-templated transcription. Lineage: Eukaryota; Metazoa; Chordata; Actinopteri; Perciformes; Nototheniidae.
UUCUCCAGCCCACACAGACAGGGCAGCCAGCAACCAAUACGCUGCGCCGGAGGAGGAUUUCUGCCAGUGAUUUCAGACGAGCUACGAUACGCAAAGGGGAUUUACUACGCCAAUCUGAGCUGGGGAAGCUUUCGGCGAUAGGUAACAGGUCACUCACUCCGGGAGUAGCCUACCGACCUUGGAGAGACACCAUUCUGUAAAAACUGUCUGCACAUCGGUCUGACCUGAAUAAGCUGUGUGCCAUGUCUCUGCCUCGCACACUUGGGGAGUUGCAGCUGUAUCGGGUCCUCCAGAGGGCCAACCUGCUGGCCUAUUAUGAAACCUUCAUUCAGCAGGGUGGUGAUGACGUGCAGCAGCUCUGUGAGGCAGCAGAGGAGGAGUUUCUGGAGAUCAUGGCUCUAGUUGGCAUGGCCACCAAGCCACUGCAUGUGCGUAGGCUCCAGAAGGCCCUCAGAGACUGGGCGUCCAACCCUGCCCUCUUCAGCCAGCCCGUCUCCAACGGUCCUCUGGGGGGCAUCCCACUGUUCAAAGUGGACGGCACAGGCUCUGGUGGAUCGGCAGGCGGGCCCAGGAAGUCUCUGAGCAACGGGCAGCCUGGGUCCCCCUGUGAAAGGGAAGAUCGGGCGUGUCUUACUCCGAUGCACAGUGGGAGUCCCAGAAGCCCUUGCUCCCAGGCAUCCCCACAGCCACCAGACUCACACUACAGGGAAAAACUGUCCCCCAUGGACCCACACUGGCUCACCCCAGAGCCCGAUGGGAACUGCAAUCUCUCAUCUGGACUCGAGGAUGAGUCUCCCAGCCCACCACUGAUGUCAACAUGUCCUCCUGGUCCCUCUUCUUCUCCAGGCCCCUCUGCACUGUCCGCCUGGCCCGGAGGACAGCUGGACGGGGAGACGGCAAGGGCGGUGGUGGAGAGCGUUGACAGGCUCCUCAGGACCCUGCCCAGGUCAGAUGCUGCAGAGGUGAAGACUCUUCUAAGGAUGAACAAGAAGAUGGCAAAGACUGUGGGACACAUCUUCAAAAUGGGUUCCCAAGAUGUUAACAAAGAAGAAGAGAUCAGGAAGUACAGUCUCAUUUAUGGACGUUUUGACUCAAAGCGGAGAGAAGGGAAGCAGCUCACACAUCAUGAGUUGAUCAUCAACGAAGCUGCUGCCCAGUUCUGUAUGCGCGACAAUGCCCUUUUGCUGAGACGGGUGGAGCUCUUUUCUUUGGCUCGGCAGGUGGCGAGAAAAUGUGCCUACACCUCCACACUAAAGCAUGCAAGGACAAAUGCAGAUGAGAACAGCCUACUGUGCCAGAAGAGAGCGAGACAUGAGGUAAUUGUGCCUGAGAGUGUGUCCUCACUUCUCGGAGUGGAGAGCUCCGAGGGCUUGACCCAGAGGGCAGAUGAUGACAGCUUAUCUGCAGAAAGCCUCGACAGUGUAUCACAUGACAUCGGCUCACAGUGCAACCAAUCUCCAUCCCCCCGUCCCCACACCGACACGUCCAACCCUGCCAACUGGAGUCGCCAUCUCAUACAGCAAACGCUAAUGGACGAAGGGCUGCGAUUGGCUCGGAUGGUCUCACAUGAUCGGGCCGGCAAGAUCAACCUAGCGUCAGAACGAACUCACUGUACAGAUCAUGACGGUAAAGUGGAGAGGCGGAGCUCGAUAACAACGUGCAGGAGCAGCAGCCCUUGCAUCACCAAAGACGAGUCUAGUCACCGGGGAAAAUGAAAAAACUCAGCUUUUUUCCUCCGGCCUGCCACUGAACUCUGUCCGUUUUACAGGCUGCUACUGACACUGACAUCUGAUGGGAAGAAGACUACAGUAAUUAUCUGAAUUAAGGAAUGAUACCAUAAAUGUGGAGUGACUUCUAAACACUGAAAAAUAUUCCAUUUUGACUUUAUAAUCACUAAAUAUGAAGGGGAGACACAGAAAGUGGGAAAAUUCAAUGUUUUUAUAUGGAGAAAAAACAUGAUUAAGAAAAUAAAUCUAGUUUUCAGGUCAGUUUUUAUUGUAAGAAGUGCCAUGUGUUGACAGUGCGGCAGGUUUUAAAUUAAAUGGGCUCUACACAGUAGAGGGCACUGUAACUUUGGAAAUAGAGUCUCUUACCUUCAUCCAGUAACAUACUAGUUAUGUUAAGGGAAUCUGGUGUCAUACUGUAGGUAGACUUGUAUUGACUUUUAUAGCAAGUAACAGGCUAAAAAAGAGUAUAAGCAGCUCCUCACCCUCAGGAAAAAAUGUGAUAUUUUAGUUUUUGAUGUAUGUGCAUUGUUUAGGAUUCAAAGAUGGUAAUACUCAGCCGUGUGUUCACUCAAAUCGCCGUUAGGUUCAGAGGCCUUUUGUUUUUCGCUGCAUCAUCCAAUCGCCCAUAUGAUCUAAACAAAUGGGUUGUGGUUUAUUAGAUACAAAGCCGCAGGUCUUCAUCAUCCUCUCCUUCACAUCUUUAUGUAAUGGUAUUUUGCACAAGCAGCUGAUAUGGUGUUUUGUAAGAGAUGAUUUUCCAUAUUUUUCAUUUUCUUAAAUUCUGUGAGAAUGCCCCCCAGAAAACCUUUCAAAAGCUGGUCAAAAUUUCGUAAGAACACCAAUGUUUUUUUAUUUUAUUUUCAGCUGAUAGUUAACAUUUUAGUUGCCUCUCUACACAUCAGGUUACAGGCUCUUGCUCCAGAGCAGGGAGGAUGCUGCUUUUCCCCCUCCUCUUACUUGAAUGGUGUUCCCAAUAGGUGCCAUUUUACAGCCUGUGAGGACACUGCAUUCAAAACUACAUUGCAAGAUUUAAAGGAUAAAAAAACAAAACCACAGCAUUUAAAAAUAAAAGAGAGGUGAUUAGUGUAAAUGUUUAAUGCAGUUUUAUUUAGGCGUGGCGGAAACAGACAAUAUGGCUGCAUGUUUUUCUGAUGAUUUCUGUAGUCUUAGAUAUUAAGUUAACUAAUGGUUUACUUUCUAAGCUUUAGAAAAAUAAAAACCCAUGCAGAGGUUUACAGAAAGACAUUUGCUUGACUCUCGAUACAGCAACUGCUUCAAGUUAUGCCAGCCUAUUUGACCCUGAUUAAAGUGUAAGUGUUUUCAGACUUAAUGUAAUGCUAAUAAUGACUUUUUGUAUGCUUAAUCACAGAGUAUGUCAGUGAGGUAGCUUUCUGUGCAUCAGUUACACCUGCCUGUCAUUUGAGCAUUGAUAACCUCCUCAGUUUAUUAUGUUGCAAAACAGAUUAUUUAUUUUGUUACAUCUCAAUAAAUGUUAUUUUAUUGCUUAAAGCGUGUUGGUUUCCACAAUAAAUAAUAUCUUCUUGGCUUUUCUGAUGUGUGUAAGAAAAGGGCUGCGGGAGCUGCGUCACACAGCCAGCGACACCUCUGCAGUCGUAUUGUUUGUUGCACUGACUCUCUGCACUGAGCUUGGAUGCUGGCAUGACUCACCUGUACCACCAAUGUAAUCAGCGCUCAUUCACACAAACACACAGCAACUCUCUCUAUUAUCAGACAGAGAAGAUAAAGACAAACAAACAUCAUACUACCUCAAAUAAUUUAGUACUUUGGUCUAGACUAAAACUUCCCAACAAUUCAUUUAUUGCCAUGACGAGACAACGGACAACUACUAGUUGUAUAGUUUUUAUCUGACCGUUACAAAUAAAAACUCUAUACAACUAAGAAUACAAUAUUUUAAAGUGGCCCUGUUUUGCUCAUUUUCUGGUUCAUAUUUAGUGCCUCUACUCAACAUGUUUGGAAGCUUUAAUGUUCAAAAAGGUCUUUAAUUUUCUCAUACUGCCUGUGCUGGAGCACCUCUUUUCACCCUCUGUCUGAAACCAGACUACUCCGAUUGGUUAGUUGGCCGGCUCAGUUGUCAUUGGUCAACCGCUUAGAGAUGUCCCGCCCCUUAGCCUAUCAAAUUCAAUGUGUUGGAGCACUAGCCAAUAGAAGGGUGAGUGUUACGUAGUGAUGUAACUAUGUCCCGGACGUAAACAAAAGCGUCCAAUGGAGGCAUUUAAUGCAGGAGGGGAGUAUGUCCGAGGGAAACUCCCUCUGACGUGAACUUUGGGAUUUAAGCACAAAAACGUAUACAACACACAACAGGAAAGGGAAACCCCCUAAAGCUUGAUAGGGCCCCUGUAACCUGUUAUGAGCUCAACAUUCAACUUUCGUGGCCUUUAUGUCGAAAAACGCAUCACAACUCAUAUACAAGAAGCUUUCUGUACUUUUUCACUUAUGAUAUGGACUCUUUUUGUAAACACAGUAAACACAAUCACAAUAGGUCAGCAUUAGGUACAGAAUCUAGAGAGGAUCAUUGGUGAAAAAACUGAUCCUUUGACUGAAGAAAUAUGGCGCGACCACCAGGUCAACAUUUCUGUUUACCAAAUUGUUUGGUUAAUGACCAUAAACCUGCAAAACAUACAACAUGCCUAUCAUAACCAGCAACUGUAAGAAUACUAAAACGCUAAACUUCAAUGGUAAACAUAAUAACUUCUAUAAUUAUUUCUAAAUAUCCACAUGCUAACAUGCUAGUCUGAAGCACCGCUGAGCAUGGCUAUAGACAUUACAUUACAUGUCACUUGUUAGACGCUUUUAUCCAAAGCGAC